UUCACCACUUUGCUUUAUAUUUUAGCUUCAUAUUAAAUCUUCUAGCACAAAGAACAGACAAACCAAGAAAGAGAUGGCAAAUCUUAAUGUGCUUUCAGCACUUCUGUUUAUUCUGCUCAUGAUUUCUUUAGAGACAAAAAUGAUCGAAUGUGCACGAGUUUUUACCAUAAUUAAUGACUGCAAAGAGACAAUAUGGCCUGCAAUUAUGCCAGGCGAAAACUUCAAUGGAGGUGGAUUAGCAUUGAAAUCAGGACAAUCUAUUGUUUUCAAUGCCCCGGUUGGAUGGGUUGGUCGAAUAUGGGCUCGCACCGGUUGCAAGUUCGACAAAAACGACAAUGGAUCAUGCCAAACCGGUGCCUGUGGCACAACUCUAAAGUGUAAGACUUCAGGUCAAACCCCAGCUUCGCUAGCUGAAUUCACUUUGGCAGCUGUGGAUUACUAUGAUGUUAGCUUAGUGGAUGGGUUCAAUUUGCCAUUAGUUGUUACACCGAUUAAUGGUCAAGGGAAUUGCAGCAUUGCCGGUUGUGACAUGGACUUAAGGUCUGAUUGCCCAUCGGAACUCGCUGUCAAGUCGAAAGGAAAGGUUAUCGGUUGCCGAAGUGCCUGUGAUGUGUUCAAUACUGAUGAGUAUUGCUGUAGAGGAGUUUAUGGGAAUCCUGUUAUAUGUCAGCCUACAUAUUAUUCCAACAAGUUCAAAGAGGCUUGUCCUACUGCUUAUAGUUAUGCAUAUGAUGAUCCCACCAGCAUUUUUACUUGCUCUGGAACUGAUUAUGUUAUCACGUUUUGUGCAUCUAGGAAGCAGCCAGUUUGCACAUACCAUAAUAACAAGCUUAUUUGUGGUGGAUCACAAGGAUUAAAAUCCUUAAUUGGAGGAUGGUGGGCUCUCAUGCUUGCACUGCCAUUGAUGGUUAAUUGGUGAAUUGUAUAGUAGUUUAUCUUUUGGGUUUUCAAUUAAUCAGAGCGUAGUGGUUUUAUUCUUUGAUAAUUAGGCUUUCCCAGUACAAUUUGUGGAAGGAUUUUGUUCUUCUCUUUGCUGGAUAAAAUGUCCAACGGGGAAACUGUAAUUAUAGAUUUGUUAUUGUUUUUUUUUUUUCUUCUUGUCCAAGGCCAUAAACCAUUUGCAAUUAUCCAUCCAGAUGUAAUGUUCAAUUCAAUCUAACAUUUUUAAUUC
Messenger RNA from Hevea brasiliensis (rubber tree), 1171 nucleotides. Its product is annotated as pathogenesis-related thaumatin-like protein 3.5. Gene Ontology annotation, cellular component: extracellular region. The coding region runs from base 74 to 919 and encodes 281 amino acids. The record is from RefSeq and is a predicted model, not a curated record. Gene Ontology annotation, biological process: defense response. The transcript has 3 exons. Lineage: Eukaryota; Viridiplantae; Streptophyta; Magnoliopsida; Malpighiales; Euphorbiaceae.